Molecule: messenger RNA, 393 nt
Organism: Colletotrichum karsti
Lineage: Eukaryota; Fungi; Ascomycota; Sordariomycetes; Glomerellales; Glomerellaceae
Exons: 2
Coding region: 1-393 (130 amino acids)
Source: RefSeq, a predicted model, not a curated record
AUGCACACAAUCGCUUCCCUCCUCAUGACCUUCGUCUUGGCUGCCCCCCUGGCUUCAGCCAUGCGAGUCAGCAUCUACCAAGGAAAGCAAUGCCGCAGCGCCAAUCUCGGAUCUUUCGAGGUCAACGCCGGCGAUGGCUGCCGCAACGACCGUGUCGGAACCGGCCAGUCUCUGGUGAUCCAACCUCCCGAGAACGAGGACGCCGAAAACCCGUACAUGUUGGUGCUGUUCAGCUCCGACAACUGUAACCCGGCGACCAUAAUCACCGCCAAAGACAAGGGCUGCUUGUCUAUCGAGGACAAGAACUACGGCUCUUUCGAGGUUUGGGAUGUCAUGAACGACUAUCCUCGCAGACUAAGGAAGAUUAAGUUCGCUUUAUGGGACACUGAGUAG